This is a messenger RNA of Ruditapes philippinarum (Manila clam), 767 nucleotides long. Its product is annotated as RING1 and YY1-binding protein-like. The coding region runs from base 105 to 749 and encodes 214 amino acids. The transcript has 4 exons. Gene Ontology annotation, biological process: positive regulation of DNA-templated transcription. The record is from RefSeq and is a predicted model, not a curated record. Gene Ontology annotation, cellular component: nucleus. Gene Ontology annotation, molecular function: DNA binding; transcription coregulator activity. Lineage: Eukaryota; Metazoa; Mollusca; Bivalvia; Venerida; Veneridae.
UAAAAUACCGCCGUUGAAGUUAAAUAUCACGUGACGAAAACCACGUGACAUAUUCUACUUCCGUUUGAAGAAGAAAAACAACAAAGAGCUGAAAAUUAAUAUUAAUGGACGAGAAAAGAGCUCCUGGCAGGUCAAAGCGACCUGUUAAACCACCUGACGACGGUAGCUGGGACUGUAGUGUGUGCACAUUUAAGAAUUCUCCAGAGGCGUACAAGUGUGACAUGUGCGAUGUCAGGAAAGGCACCUCCACACGUAAACCCAAGUUGAAUCCCCAGCUAGUAGCUCAACAGGUGGCCCAACAGUACGCUGGACCUUUGACACCACCACCCGGAUCUCCGAACCCCGAUGACGAGGAUCAGGACCGACUGUUCCCAGAUCCAGAGGAUGAUUUAUUUGGUCCACCACCUGCGCCCCCUAAGCCAGUAUUUAAGAAAGACAAAGGUUUAGCAGUAGUGAACAAAGGAGAAAAAUCAAACACACAAAUAACAAAGCAAAAUACACAACAGAGGCAGCAUAAACAAACAAAGAAAAAUACGAGGCCUCCUAGAUUGAAGAACGUAGAUCGAACGAGUGGUGAGCAGAUAGCCGUUACUGUAGAUAAUGUUACUGUUAUGAUAACAGAUUAUCAACCAAAGAAACGUAAACUUGCCACAGAAUUGACCAAAGUGCAGUCGGACAUGAGUGAUACGUCGAGCAAUGCUAGUAAUGAUAUUCACGAGGACAGACUCGGUAGUGAUAAUCAAACAUGAUGGUCGACAACAACAACA